AAUGAAAACGUUUAGUGAACACUCUGUAAAAUGAAACUAAAAAUAAUUGUUUUAACACUAUUAAUAAUAUCUGUCAAUGCUGAAAAGAUAAGCUAUGAAGGGUAUAGCCUUUACAAAGUAACUCCUGAGACAGAAAAUGAUCUGAUACUUUUGAAAGAUCUGCAAAGGAAGGGAGUGGGGGAAUUUUGGGAAGAUUCGUUUUAUAAAAAUUAUGAAAUGAGAAUUAUGGUGCCGAAAGAAAAUAAAAUUUUAUUUAAUUCGAUGCUCGAGAAAUCUGGUAUGGUCGCUGAUGAGACCAUAAAAGAUUUACAGAGAGCGAUCGACGAUCAAUUAAACCCGGCACAGCGGAGUGCACAGGAAAGUCAUUCAUUUCUUUCAAUGAACUGGAACCAAUAUUACACUCUUGAAGAAAUUUAUAAUUGGCUCGAUGAAGUGCAAAAAAACUACCCCACUAUUGUCACAUCGGUUACCAUGGGCACCUCUUUCGAAAACAGACCAAUAAAAGGUAUCAUCAUCGACUAUGGACAAACGAGGAAUGAUACUUUGAUUGGCAUGUUACAAGGCACACUUCAUGCCAGAGAAUGGAUAACAACUGCAACAAUAACAUGGAUAAUCAAAGAGUUUUUGACAAGCACUAAUCGUGAUGUAAGAGCUCUGGCUGAGAAUUUCCAAUGGCAUUUAUUCCCGGUGGUCAAUCCUGACGGAUACGUCUAUACUUUUACAACGAACAGAAUGUGGAGAAAGAACAGGAGCACUCAAAAUUUUACUUCCUGCCUCACCACAGGUGUGGCGGACGAUAUGAGUAAUGGCGUUGAUUUGAAUAGAAAUUUUGACUAUUCUUGGAUGACAUUGGGUACUUCUGAUAAUCCUUGCACUCAAGUGUUCGCUGGACCUGCUGCGUCUUCUGAGCCGGAAACGAGAGCUAUAUCAAAUUAUAUCCUGGGUCUGAAUAGGGAAGGGCGUUUCAUUUAUUUCAUUGACUUCCAUUCCUACACUCAGCUCAUUUGUAUACCAUAUAGUGACGUCAGUGGAAAUGACGUUUUGUCGGCAGAAAAUUAUGCUGAUAUGUUUGAAAUAGCUGCAAGAGGUGCCGAUAAAAUUAGAAACAGAUUUGCAACAAGGUAUAGAGUUGGAGUGGCGAAUGAUAUUCUGUAUCCUAUGAGCGGCACUAAUUUUGACUGGGCAAAAUACGCAGCGAGAAUACCGAUAUCUUAUCUUAUCGAACUGAGAGACUUAGGGGAGUAUGGCUUCCUGUUACCCCCUGAACAGAUUAUACCAAACAAUAUAGAAAUUAUGGACGCAUUAGUGGAAAUGGACAAGACCACUAGACUUUUGGGUUAUUAUUCAGGGUCACAGUCUAGAAUUUAUUACAAAGUAUUUAAGUUAAUUCCAAAAACAGAAGGAGAUGUAGACAUUAUAAAAAACAUACACCAAGAAAACAAAUAUAUCUUCUGGAGUGACAUGAUCAAAGUUGGAAGUGAUGUUAGAAUUAUGGUGAAACCAGAUGAAGCGAACGAUUUUGAAAGCUACGCAGAGAGUGUUGGUUUAGAUGCAAAAUUAAUUAUACAAAAUGUUCAAAGUUUCAUAGAUGCUCAGUUAAAAAGACCAUUAGAGCGAAAUUCGCAACAAUACAAUUGGGAUUACUAUCAAACCUUAGAGGAAAUUUACGAUUGGUUAGACAAAAUUGCUGAACAACAUUCUGAUGUUGUUACAAUAAUAGAUAUAGGAAGAAGCGUAGAGGGAAGAGAAAUCAAAGGUGUAAAAAUUGAUUUUAAGAAAAAAGCAAAUCCAGUUAUAGGUUUCUUCGAAGGAGGUCUGCAUGCUAGAGAGUGGAUAUCUCCCGUAACACUAACAUGGAUUAUAAAUGAAUUCUUAAACAGCAAAGACAGAAAAGUGAGAGAGCUUGCUGAAAAUGUUGUUUGGCAUAUCGUUCCUGUAACCAAUCCUGAUGGAUAUAAAUAUAGUUUCACUGACAAUCGAAUGUGGAGAAAGAAUCGAAAUACCGCAAAUUUCACGUCCUGUGCUCAAUGGAAUCUUGAUGACGAUAUGAGCAAUGGUGUUGAUUUAAACAGAAACUUUGGCUAUCUGUGGAUGGCUACUGGAGCAUCCCAGAACCCGUGCACCCAAAAUUUCGCCGGUCCAGUUGCGUUUUCUGAACCGGAAUCUAUAGCUAUUGCUAAUUACAUCCUCGGCUUACAAAGGGAAGGCAACCUUGUAUAUUAUAUGGGAUUCCACUCCUAUUCCCAGAUGAUCUUAAUUCCUUAUAGCCAUGUUAAAGGAGCUGAUGUCUUGGAAGUUGAAAACUAUGGUGAUUUGUUUGAAAUAGCGGUCAAAGGUGCAGAGAAACUGAAAGAAAGACACAACACAAUAUACAGCGUUGGUACAUCAGCGGACAUAUUAUAUGAAGUAGCUGGUUCCGGUUUUGAUUGGGUCAAAGGAAGUGCUAAAGUACCUUUAGUAUUUCUCUUUGAGUUACGUGAUCUAGGAGAAUAUGGUUUUCUAUUGCCACCAGAACAAAUUAUUCCAAAUAAUGAAGAAGUAAUGGAUGCGUUGGUUGAAAUGGACAGAGUAUCUAGACAAAUAAGGUACUAUUGAAGGAGCAGCUAUAUACUAGGA
Molecule: messenger RNA, 2616 nt
Organism: Vanessa tameamea
Lineage: Eukaryota; Metazoa; Arthropoda; Insecta; Lepidoptera; Nymphalidae
Exons: 12
Coding region: 31-2595 (854 amino acids)
Biological process (GO): proteolysis
Molecular function (GO): zinc ion binding; metallocarboxypeptidase activity
Source: RefSeq, a predicted model, not a curated record